This is a messenger RNA of Symbiodinium sp. CCMP2592, 321 nucleotides long. NCBI's taxonomy places the organism in Eukaryota, Dinophyceae, Suessiales, Symbiodiniaceae. The record is from the annotation of a GenBank genome assembly.
AUGAAGAUCUUGGAGGGCUUGGAGGAGCCGGGGUACUACGAGCUGAGCGACAUGGUGAAAGCCUGGACUGGGCAUCAGCCUGUCCCGGAGUACGUCUCGUUUGCGAUGCAAGAUGAUGUUCGCAGCUGGCGUGCUGUGGCAGCGAGAGCGCCAGCGGAGGUAGGGAGAUGUUUGUCGUCAGAUCCGGGUGAUGCAAAAGGGCCGGCCACGGUUCAGUGCAUCUUCGCAGUCCAGGGCGAUUGUCGACACAGAACAACAUCGUGGCAUCCAAGAUGCAGACAUGGUGGACAUGCCUACGAAGCUGCUUUCGCACCAGGUUGA